Camponotus floridanus (Florida carpenter ant) is the source of this 2738-nucleotide messenger RNA. It is a transcript of the gene Tpst, whose product is annotated as protein-tyrosine sulfotransferase. NCBI's taxonomy places the organism in Eukaryota, Metazoa, Arthropoda, Insecta, Hymenoptera, Formicidae. The record is from RefSeq and is a predicted model, not a curated record. Gene Ontology annotation, cellular component: Golgi apparatus. Gene Ontology annotation, molecular function: protein-tyrosine sulfotransferase activity. Gene Ontology annotation, biological process: peptidyl-tyrosine sulfation. The coding region runs from base 835 to 1983 and encodes 382 amino acids. The transcript has 12 exons.
GACGUCUAGUCAGUCAGUAGCAGCUGACCGAUGGGAGCGUUCGGAGGGUUUCGUUCCGUAGCGCUCGCGUCCGUGCGUGUCCGCGUACGCUCGUGCGUUUUACAGUGGUGCGUCGUGGCGCGUCGCGAGUGAUCCGAGGAAUAAAUCGACGCUACGGAGGAUGAAGAAAUUUGAAGCAUCCUCGCAGCUUCUUGACUGAUUGCGAAACGGUGAAAGGCUGCACGGGACGAACCAAGACGUCGUCGACCACGGGUCACAAGUGCCACGAAAUUGCCACAAUCAACGCAACACCGGACACGAGUACACGACUCGGCGAGAUUACUGAGACGUCUCGCGACGUUUGCGGGGCAAUUUGCGGUACAAUGAUUGCGAGCCUCCGAGGAUGCAAACGAGACGACAUCCACCCUCGGGGUGCCGCCCCAAGUUGAGCGUGUCGACUGGAAGAGGUCCUGCCAACGAGAUUGCUGUUGUUUGCCAUUGUCUCGCAAUUAUCAACUAUUCCACAACCCUAUCCAGUGGUCAAAUUGGGCGAAGUCGGGGUUCACGAUAAUCCACUCGGAUAAAUUAACGGCGAGUCCAAACCUUCUGGCUUCAACCCCAUUUGAUACCUAGGCAUUUGGAAUCUUACUCUCUAUGCUCGGGCAAUAUCGUGGAUCGAUAUCUCCUUCGUAACGUGUUCUGCCAACGGGAUCGCUGUUGUUUGCCAUUGUCUCGCGAUUAUCAACUAUUCCACAACCCUAUCCAGUGGUCAAAUUGGGCGAAGUCGGAUACAAUGAGGUAGUAAAUUAUCCACGGAGCACCUGAUGAGAGGCGAUUUUUAACCCGGCGGGCGACAUGUUGUUCCUGUCGAGCCGCAGCAGCCGGAAAGGGCCCAUCGCUUGCCUGGUGGGUCUUCUCCUCCUUUUCGCCCUCUAUCAGCUGGGCAUUAUUUGCGGCUCCACCAGGUACAUGCCCACGGCCGUGAUGGUUAGCAAGGAGAAAUAUGUGGUCGGGCCGUUUGAUCGCAAGACGUACACGUACGAUCGUUACAUGCCGCUCAUUUUCAUCGGCGGUGUACCACGAUCAGGUACGACCUUGAUGCGUGCCAUGUUGGAUGCACAUCCUGACGUGAGGUGCGGACAAGAGACCAGAGUCAUCCCGCGGAUUCUCCAGAUGAAGAUGCACUGGUCGAAAUCCGAGAAGGAGAAUGUGCGACUUACCGAGGCGGGAAUCUCGAAAGAAGUGAUAGACAGCGCGAUAGCAGCCUUCUGCCUGGAGAUAAUAGCACGACACGCCGAGCCGGCGCCAAGAUUGUGCAACAAGGACCCACUCACCCUAAAAAUGGGCUCAUACAUCCUCGAACUCUUCCCGAACGCCAAAUUUAUAUUCAUGGUACGCGACGGACGCGCCACAGUGCAUUCCAUCAUAUCCAGGAAGGUCACCAUAACGGGGUUCGAUUUAUCGUCCUACCGGCAAUCUCUCAUUAGAUGGAAUCACGCAAUUUCCGUAAUGUACGGCCAAUGCAAGGAGCUAGGACCAGAAAGAUGCUUGAUGGUUCCAUACGAGCAGCUGGUACUGCAUCCACGUCAAUGGAUGAAGAAAAUACUAAAUUAUUUGGAUGUGCCGUGGAACGAGUCCGUCAUGCAUCAUGAGGAAUUUAUCAAUAAACCUGGUGGAGUGCCUCUGAGCAAGGUCGAGAGGUCGUCGGAUCAAAUUAUAAAGCCGGUGAAUCUGGCAGCGCUGACCAAAUGGGUCGGCAAUAUUCCCGAGGACGUAGUGAGAGAGAUGGCUGACAUCGCCCCGAUGCUCUCCGUGCUCGGCUACGAUCCUUACGCGAAUCCGCCCGUCUACGGCGCCCCGGAUAGUUUAGUUAGCGACAACACCAGACGGGUGUUGGCUGGCGAAAAACUCUGGGAGGAAAAGGCGCGGGCAUUUCAUCUAUCCCACAGACCGACUGAGACGAGCAACGAGGAAGCUGCUUCCAGCACGGCUCCGGUCGCGUGACCCCGCGUGAUACUUUUAGACGCGCGCAACACGUAUAAUCAACUUCUAUCCCAAGUCUAAUCCGACUUGGGACUUCCGCGUGUGCGGACUUCUCCCCUUGUAUUUUCAAAGUAAACUCGACAGUCGCGUACGACGCGACUCUUGUCGUCCCGUCGUGGAUUAAUCGUCGUGUUUUCUUAAUCUCCUUCGUUGUCGCAUCGACGACAUGCAUGGACAACGAAUUCAUCGGCGUUCGAUCAUCGCGAUGUUUAUUUAUUCGCAUCAGGCUCGCGUGUUUCGUGAAAUCAGGAGAUUUGUAAUAUUAGGUCAUGAUUAGAAAACACAAAGUGUCUUUUCAGAAAUCAGUACUUAAAGUACUGUCGGAAAUGUUUCGGAGAUAGUUUAUUAAGUGUCAAUACAGAGCUAUUAUAUCGCUGCGUAAUAAGAUAAUUUUUAAGUGUUUUUUUUAAAUGUUCAUGUUUUUAAAACAAAUAUGACUUUCUUUCAUCUUAAAAUGAGUAUAUUAACAGCUCUCAUAGUUUAUUUCUGGAACGUGCAUAUAAUGCCAAUAUAAUGUUUAAAAAUAUGAGAUAUAAUAAUAAUAUAUGAAUAGCAGAGCUAUUAUUAUAUUAAUUUGAUGCACUCAAUGCAAGAUGAAGCAUAGUUUGUAAGGUUCAUUUUAGAUAUGAUUUAUGUUAGAUUUAUGUUGUAUUUAAAUAUCUAGACUGGACCUCGCAAAUUAUUAUCGUAUCGCAUUUUUAUACAAUUUUUUUUAU